Anopheles coluzzii is the source of this 3962-nucleotide messenger RNA. RefSeq lists its product as uncharacterized. The record is from RefSeq and is a predicted model, not a curated record. The transcript has 2 exons. Lineage: Eukaryota; Metazoa; Arthropoda; Insecta; Diptera; Culicidae. The coding region runs from base 960 to 2204 and encodes 414 amino acids.
GUACACAACCCAAAUCUUAUACAUCGACCGAAAUUAUUCCAAUGCCAUCUACCUCAAAUGGUGAAAACAAUGUAUAUAGUAGCAGUACUUCUGGUGAUGGUUUCAACUUGCCUAACAUCUAUCCAACUAACAACGAUUUACUUGAAGGUGACGGUGAGUUAGAUAGUACUAACCCUUUUCCAGCUAUAUUUUCAGAUUCAGAUAGUGAUCACGGGGAUACCGAUCGCGGCAGUGAUGAUGAAGAUAUCACAGCGUGUUGGGAGGAAGCCUGGGCCUUCAUGGGUAAAUUAUCACCCAUUGAAGGCCUGAGAACAUGGGCUAUUGUUAAAAACGUGCCGCGAACGACGCUCAAUUUACUUUUGGCGGUCUUGCGGAAUUUGUAUCAUUUAGACGUUCCAAAAGAUGCGCGGACAUUCCUCAAAACCCCCACCGAGGUCGGUUUGGAAGUACAAACGAUCUCGGGCGGUGAAUUUUGGUACCAAGGGAUUGAGACGGUCCUACGCAACUAUUUUAGGUAAGUGCUUAAAAAUUUUUAUUUAUUGGGUUGCAUAGUGUUCCUAAUUUAUUUUUUUCCUUUCUUACAGAAAUACCAUUCCCGAACACGACACUUUAAAAAUACAAAUGUCGAUCGACGGGCUUCCCCUAUUUAAGAGUUCCACUAAGCAAUUGUGGCCAAUUCUAAUAUGGGUGGAAAGUUUGCCUGAGGCUCCGGUAAUUGCCUGAGGCUCCGGUAAUGCUUGUCGGGCUUUUUUGCGGACAAACUAAACCGGGGCUGGUGGAAGAGUUCUUAGGCCCACUAGUGGAGGACUUUAAUAGACUCCAAGAAACAGGCUUGCGGUUCGGCGACAAAGUGGUACGCUUAUUACCAAGCGCAUUUGUCGCCGAUUCUCCAGCGCGGGCAUUUGCUAAAGGUAUGCAAAGCACUAUUGUUAUGAAAAUUAAGAAUAUUUUUUUAUUUUAUGUUAUGUUUCUUUCCAGGUACAGUUUACUUUAAUGCAGCGCAUGGGUGCUUAAAGUGUACCUGUGUAGGGGUACACCUCAACUCGGAGCACAAAAUGAUUUUUGAAUCCGUGGACGCCGAACUGCGUACGGACGUCGGCUUUAAACAACGAGUAGACAAAGACCACCACAAACCAUGGCGAUCACCAUUAGAAAAGCUCAAAAAUUUUAAUAUGAUCGACGGUGUUCCCUACGAAGGUCUCCAUCAGUUUGAUCGCGGGGUGACCCUAAAGCUUGUUCUAGGGUUAUACGAGGGAAUUUUUGAAAAUUUUGAAAAGUGGUCACCCCGACAAAAGGAAGCCGUGAAUACUUUUUUGAUAAAGACACGGCUUCCUUCGGAAGUGAAUCGCCCUAUGCGAUCCUUCCGCUAUCGCCAUUUUUGGAAGGCCACCGAAUUUCGGUCCUUCCUUCUUCAUAUUAGUAUUGCGGUCUUGAAGGAUUUUAUGUCUUUUGAUGCAUUCAAUCACUUCUUGUGCUACUUUUGCAGUGUGACGAUUUUUAAUUCAACGGCACACAAGCAUCUUUGGCCUCUUGCGGAAAAGUUCUUAUACAACUUUGUAAAGAACUUUCCGCAGUAUUAUGGUCGAGCCCAUAUGACCAGCAACGUUCACAAUCUCCUGCACGUGUCAGGAGACGUUAACAUGUUUGGAGCGGUUCCUGAAUAUUCCGCAUAUCGGUAUGAGAAUUAUCUUCAAAUUGUACGCCGAUAUGUGAGAUCGGGCACGCAUGUAGUAACACAGGUAGCCGGCCGUAUGCAAGAAAUUGCAUCAGUGCAAGUGGCUACCAAUCGUGUUACUCAAACAUACCCCCGGUUGAAGGGCAAUGGUGCCGGUAUACACGUAACCGCCGAUUUUGUCCUACUGCCAAACUUUAAGGAUCAAUGGUUUUUAACCACCGAAAAUGGCAUUAUAAAAUUUUUAGAAGCGAAGAGGAUUUCUUCGCUGUUGUACACCGUAAUUGGAAUCCAGUAUGAAACCUGGACGGAACAGUUUAGUGCGUCGGUAGACGGUGAUCAGUUAUCGUCUACCGACCUACACAUCUAUAAGAUAGAUGAAAAUGGUCCAUCCAGGUCGGUGGAAAUACCACAUUAUGCGAUCAAGUGCAAAUUUGUUGCACUUCGCCUACCCUCUACUUCCUUUAAACAUCCUGAUCCGCAACUAUCUUCCAGUCUAAUCUCCUUAACUCCCCUUCUUCAUACUUUUUAAUAAACUAACUGUAUCAACUAACAUAUUUCAUGUAACCCGUCACUAACUGUCCUGUUUUCUGAUUAACAUUUUUAUUAAUUUAUUAUUGCCUAUAUUUUAAGUUCUAUUCCUUUUUUAAUUUAUAUGAUCGCAUACGAUGUGUUUCCAUCACUAUACUGGAUCUUUGUUGCCCGAUUUAACGUGGGCCGACCACUUUUACCGCUUUGUGCAUUAUAAAGCUCACAAUGGUCAUUUGUUAAGGUUUUUUUUUAAUAACAUGGUUAGGCCAGAUUAGUAUAUUAACACGGUUAGGUUAAGUAGUAUAUUAGAUAGUAUUAGAAUAGCAGAUUUUUUAUGGGGAGCCAAUGACCAUUGUUGGUACAUAGCUUUAUGUUUGCCAUGCGGGGCCCCAUGCACUGUAAUGCCCGCGUUUCCGCAAGUCUUGUACUAGUGAGGUGUUGAGAUCUCUAAUUAAGAGCUGCUGUGUCCUCGUGAUCAUGGAAGCAGGAUUUUUAUGGUAGGAUAUGAGUGACGUUUGUUUUAAUUCUUUAAUUGUUUAAUUUUUUUUUUGUCUAUUUGGAUUCUACCCAUUUCGACUAACAAACUAAUACACUAACAUGCUCUGCAAAGGGAUGGGAUCCGAAGCCCCUUUGAGGGAUAAUAGAGGCUCUCCCAUUCAACUCCUAUUCCGACACGUCCUUGUCGUGCAGAGUGUUAACAUGUGCCAGCCAAGCUACGAUACACGGACUAGUUUGCAACUACUCGGGCGGAUGGUGGCACAUGGCAAAUCGGAAAGGGGAUUGUAAGGGAAAGUAAUUGGGAUGUUUCAAUGCCUGGCGGGAUAAAAUAAAUUAACACAGGGAUACAUUAACAUUAAACAAGGUGCAAGAGACAUUUUAUUUAUAUGAAAGGGAAUUAUUAUUAAACAGUUUAAAUAUGCUCGUGGGGUUCAUUUUUAUGUUCCAGGAAACUUUUUUAACAUGAAGUAUAACGACAGUAGAGGAAAGAUGGAUCGAUAACGAGUACUGUAAGUUAAUGUUUAUAAUUAAAGUCAAAGGACUUGCGUGGAACAAAUUGAUGUGACAUUCAUAAGUUUUAAAAAUGACUUAAUUCUUAACAUUUAAGAAAUCGCACGGCAAAUGUUCGUGUUUAAUUUAGAUUAUUUUUUAUUUUACUUUUUUAGGUAACCAGACAUCAACUUUACCGCGAAGACUGACUUUAUUCUGGCGGGGAAAAUUUAUAGUUCCUUCUCUCAUGCCCGGUGGGCACCCGGAUGCUUUUACCGUUGAUUAAGGAUAUCUACCAGGUGAGUAAAUCUUGUGAUUCAAUUGACUGAUAUUUAACCCGGUUCGUCACUUUUCUCCCAGUAGGCUAUUUGCGUCAAAUCGAACGGUGCUUCGUGCUGUGAAUGCGGCUCACUUUGUGAAUAUCGUACACAACUAUAGAAACACGCCAUCACGCAACUGCCACGAAAACAAGCACUAAAAUAACCGAAUUGUUGGGCCUAACGAACAUGAUGGUCCAGUGCACCACAAUGGGAGGGUUUUUUUUUUGCUAGUGCUUUCUAUUUCAUGAUGUUCUCGAACGUAUACCACAUAAACAAUUACAUCGUCAGGCAAGUACACUUUGGAGACCACGAUUCGAAACACCCUCUAAUGCAAAUAUGUUUUAUGUAUUUUCAGGUUGUAGUAUAAGUCAUGUAUGGUUGGAUUCCUAUAGAAGUAAGUGGUCUAGCCUUUUGUGGUAACACGUAUUCGCUAAAUCAACUCAAUAGACUGG